GAAUUCGAAAUGAAAUGGAUGAGCGUCCCAAUCGUGUGAAGAAGGCAUGCAGUGUUUGUCGGCGACCUGGGCAUAACAAGAAGACAUGUCCUACUCUUAUUGGUGGAUUUGGAUCAUCUGGGUCCCAUGGAGCCGGUGAUUCGUCCAGGCCCAGUUGAUCCAUCUGUUCUACGCUUGCAGACUUCCCAUAGGAGCCACGAUGUUUGGAGUGGCGUAGCUGAUAGAGUUCUCUCAGUUAGGGAGCAUAUGGUCAGCGUGGGACGUGAGUGGAUGGUAGAUGGCGGAGUACUAGAGUACGUUAGGCUUGCUGGGUUUUACGGUGUACAUAGGAUUUUGGGAGGAGGGUUUUUGCUUGAUCGAUCUCUUCUUACGGCGUUGGUUGAGAGGUGGAGGCAGGAGACACAUACUUUCCACCUAGUGGUAGGUGAGGCCACCAUUACUUUACAGGAUGUCUCCGUCCUGUUAGGUCUGAGAGUGCACGGCCCUCCUGUCAUUGGACCUCCAUUUGAGGGAUGGCAUGACCUAGUUGAGGAGUUGCUGGGAGUUCGACCUGGCCAUGAUGAUAACGGUAAGCCGUUUCUGGAGGGAUAUACAUGUUGACAUACUUGUUUUGGGAAUUAGAUGAUUUGGCAGCCAUAUACUGAGGCGGUGAUGGAUCGACUUCCGGAGAUUUGUCGCUCAGACAUGCACAUUUGGCGUUCACGGGCACCUCUGAUAUGCUUUGACGUCGUUGAGUUCCACCUCCCAGACCGAGUCCUUCGUCAGUUCGGGUUAGACCAGCCGAUCCCACAGGAUGUAGACACGGACGUUGCUCUACACAGGAAGGAUCGAAGGGGACAGCGUAAUUGGGAGAUUCGGCAUUCGGACCAUGUACACGAGUGGAGUCGACGAGAGGCAUUAGUCGUCCAGGGAUACCCGUUCACUGGGACUUCUUCCCCGGCCAUGACAGAGUACAUGGCUUGGUACCGUCGCAUCACGAGACUGGUCAUUACUCCACCUUCGCAGGAGCGCCCCCCGAGUCAUUACCAGCCAGCUACCUCUGACCUCCUGCUUGCACAUGCAUUUGCUGAUUUGCACGUCCAGCUAUCGGGAUCUACUGAGACCAUCUCCCACUUGCCACCAGAGACGGCUAUACCAUUUGCCAUACAGACGAUGCAGGGUUUUACAUCAUUUUGUGGCCAAACCUUGUCUAGGGUGGGGCAGUCACACCUUAUUCAGCAGCCUCGACCGUCCACGUCUUCAUCUUCUACUGUGCACACUAUGCCGAUCAGACCACCACCUCAUCGUGGAGGCCAUUCAGCACGUGCCUUCCGUCCACCGACUCCUUCUCAGCAUACUAUCAUGACAUCUCCUCCACUAGUGCAUCGCCAGUAUCAGAGAAACCGACGGCGUAGCAACACUACGUCUGGGGUUGGAGUUGGCCUGGAUGACAUUCCAGAGGAGACAGCUGCAUCAUCUUCAUCGUCACCUCAUGGGAAGAAGCAACGCCCGAGCUAAGUGUAUAUUUUGGAACUAAACUAAUUUUUUUGUAAAUGCUUAGAAUUGGAUUUUGUUAUAUUUAAUCAAUUGAAAAAUAUUCGACUUUGCAA
Chenopodium quinoa (quinoa) is the source of this 1589-nucleotide messenger RNA. RefSeq names its product serine/threonine-protein phosphatase 7 long form homolog. The record is from RefSeq and is a predicted model, not a curated record. The transcript has 3 exons. Lineage: Eukaryota; Viridiplantae; Streptophyta; Magnoliopsida; Caryophyllales; Amaranthaceae. The coding region runs from base 622 to 1497 and encodes 291 amino acids.